CUCUCUACGUGAAAAAAUGGCGGUUUUAUUUACUCACUCUUCGCCGCUUUCCUUCUCUCCCUAAAACAACAAAAUUGUCGUUCUCUCUCUGCAAUUUUCUGAUCCUCAAUUUCGAUCUCUCAAAAGUAAUAAAUCCCUAAAAUCGAAUCCUUUUUUAAAAAAAUAAAAAUUUAUAUUCGCAAAUUUCUAAUCCUCAAAAGUAAUACUCUAUCUAAUUCCCACUCUUUUCCCAAUCUAUCGGAGAUAAAUGGGAAUUUAGGUUUUCUCAGUGAGAAAUUUAGGGCUUGAUGAUUCCUUCUAUGGAAGGAGGGUAUCAAUUGGUUUGGUUUAUACAGUUUUUUAGAUAUUUACAUGGAAGAAAUUUCUUCUAAACUCCUUCUAUCUCAUGUGUAAUCAAGGAUUCGGAUUGUCAUCAUCGUCAACAACAGCAACGACAUCCGAGACGCUAAUGGAUACUCCUUCGAAUAUAACACCUUCAUCACCAGAAGAACAACAGAAACUGAAGAUGUUAUGUAGUUUUGGUGGAAGUAUAUUACCAAGACCGCAAGAUGGUAAAUUAAGAUACGUAGGAGGGGAAACAAGAAUUGUAAGUUUAAAUAGAGAUAUAAGUUAUGAAGAAUUAUUGUUAAAAAUGAAAGAUUUCUUCGAAUUAGCUAAUUUAAUCAAGUAUCAACAACCAGAUGAAGAUCUUGAUGCUUUAGUAUCAGUUGUUAAUGAUGAUGAUGUUACUAAUAUGAUGGAGGAAUAUGAUAAACUUGGUUCUGGUGAUGGCUUUACUCGUCUGAGGAUAUUUCUAUUCAAUUCUACUGCUAUUACUGAUAAUAAUCACCAUCAUCAGUUUAAUGAUUCUUUAUCUGCUUCCUUAGCUCAUUUUGAAACAACAGGGUCUACAGUUGAUGAUAGAGGAGAGACCGAAAGAAGGUACGUUGAUGCCUUAAAUAGUUUAAAUGAUAGUCCUGAGCAUCAUCAGUUUAGAAGACAACAAUCACCUGAUUCACCACCAGCCCCACCACCACCGCCUCUUGUUGUUGGUAACAUUCACGAUCAGUAUUUUAAUCAAGUCAAUUUGGAUUUUGGAAUUCAUAGUAACAAUAAUAAUCAGCAGAGGAAUUGUGAAGUUAAUUCGUUACAAUUUAAUAACUUAAGACAACUUACGAUUCCUCGGCAAGGACAACAACAGCUUGAGACUCCGUGGAGUCCUGGUUAUUUUUCUCCAAGGUAUCCUGGUUCUCCGUCGUCUAGUCGUUAUCGAAUGCAAUAUGGAGAAGUGUUACCAGAACAACAGAUGGGUCCUCCACAAUAUGAACAACACCAAUCUCCAUUCCUUGAAAAUGUUGUGUGGCUUCCGCCAGGAGCUGUACCAGUUGACAAGGGUGGUUUUCCAGGGAAUUUGAGCAGUGCCCAAAGUGUUACGGACGGGGGACAUAGUAGUAUCUGUGAUAAUUGCAGAGUGACUUUUCAAAGGGGGCAGAAUUUGCCUGAAUCUGCUCGUUAUACUGAUUCACGCUGGAAGCAACAACCACAUAUGGAACCACCACCAAGUAUGGGAAAUGAAUAUCAUCAGUUUGCCAAUCCUUGUGUCCAGUGUACACAUAGUAGGGAGGGUUAUGUAAUUAAUUCUGACGGAAGGUUGGAUCAUGGGGUUUACCCUAGAGAGCACAAUGAUCCACAGUCUUUCUAUAACGAUGCUCACAGUCACGAGAGAGGAUGGGCAAUGCACCACCAAAUGAGUAAUUGUGGAGACGAACCAAGAGCACAUAUAUCUGGAGCUGGAAGGAUGAAUGAACACUAUCUUGUAGAUGGUUCUGGUAUGAAUCUCCCUCCCUUACAUGGUAAUAGUGGUGAUGGACAUCAGAUGCCUUCCACUUGUGUCAGCCACGAAGAUCCACGGUACAUUCGAGUAGGACCAGAAUUGGGGAACGAGGGGUUUCAUGAACAGUCUCUGAGCGGUGUUAGGCCUCAAAUUCAUAUUCCCACCCCUGAAGAUCGUGGGGUCAGGUACGGGAACGUACCUGCUGUUUAUGGAGCUGAUAAUCUUUAUCAAGUAUCACAUGCACCUGCACCAGUUCCAGUGCCGGCACCAGUGCUCGCAUCUUCACCAGCACCAGCUUUGUGGAUAAAGGUGCGGAACCCGAUGCAUAGUGUAUCAUCUUAUGAAGCCCUGAAUAUGUUACCGCAAGGCAAUGGCUCGGGAUAUGUAAGGGGUGUGCAGGAGAGCAGUCCUAGCUUUCAUAAUGGGUUGGACAGUCCAAACCCUUGGGCUGGGAAUCAACAGCAGACAUUUGGUUUUGAUGGAUCUGCAGCCCCACCUGCAGAAUUUGUCCAUGGCUAUGCUUCAAAGUUGAAUAUGAACACAAUUGGUCAAGAUAAUCUACAUCCAUUUACUGCUGACCUUGUUUGUCCUGCACCUGAUAGGUUGGAGUUAGCUAAUCCAGCCGAACCUGUUCUCCAGGUGUAUUCUCCUCCAGUUGCAAGUGAAGGGAGAAUUCUUUCUGCAACUGUUUCAACGCAUAGCCGUUGUCUCCCAAAUGUUACUGGUACUUCUGGACCAAUAUCUCCAGAGGAGAAAAACUCUCCUGAAGGGGGUCCUGGAAUGACCUCUUUCGUCGAAAACUUGGAUACUCAAAAUAACUCUUCUCCUGGCAGAAGUGACGUGAAUACGAAAGGAGAGGCAGGUUUGGAUUCAAAGGAUCUGUUGACUUCUACGCUAGAGAGUGUCGAGAAUAUGAAACUUGGCGAAACUUAUGACUCCAAUCCAAUUGAUCCCAAAGAGCUCUCUAUUAAACGUUUGAGUUUUUUACCUGAGUUGAUUGCAUCAGUGAAAAAGGCUGCAUUAGAAGGCGUGGAGGAGGUGAAAGCUAGAGUGGAAGGAGAAGUUGUGGGCGAUUUGGAUUCUUCAGCGAAGGAAGCGGCUUCUAAAGAACAUGAAUCUGUUAAUAUGCAUGAUGUGGAGGUUGACUCUGACAGCGAGCACAAAAACAUUUCCAAGAUUGAGCCAACAAAGGCCGAGGAAGAAGCCUUGGCUAGAGGGUUACAGACGAUAAGAAAUGAUGAUCUUGAGGAAAUUCGUGAAUUGGGUUCUGGAACAUAUGGUGCUGUUUUUCAUGGGAAAUGGAAAGGUUCCGAUGUAGCUGUCAAACGAAUAAAGGCUAGUUGCUUUGCAGGGAGGCCGUCUGAGAGAGAACGUUUGAUUGCUGAUUUCUGGAAGGAGGCCUUGAUUCUCAGUUCAUUGCAUCAUCCGAACGUUGUUUCGUUUUAUGGUAUAGUUCGUGACGGUCCCGACGGAUCUCUAGCUACUGUAACUGAGUUCAUGAUUAAUGGAUCUUUGAAACAAUUUAUACAGAAGAAAGACAGAACUAUUGAUCGUCGCAAGAGGCUCAUUAUAGCUAUGGAUGCCGCGUUUGGGAUGGAGUACUUGCAUGCAAAGAACAUUGUUCAUUUUGAUUUGAAGUGUGAGAAUCUUCUAGUCAAUAUGAGAGAUCCUCAUAGACCAGUUUGCAAGAUUGGUGAUUUGGGCUUAUCAAAAGUAAAGCAACAAACAUUGGUGUCAGGAGGUGUUCGGGGAACGCUUCCAUGGAUGGCACCUGAACUUCUUAGUGGGAAAAGCAACAUGGUAACUGAGAAGAUUGAUGUGUACUCAUUUGGAAUCGUCAUGUGGGAAUUACUUACGGGCGAGGAACCAUAUGCGGAUAUGCAUUGUGCUUCUCUGAUUGGGGGGAUUGUUCAUAAUUCGUUGCGUCCUGAGAUUCCAUCAUGGUGUGAUCCUGAGUGGAAAGCUUUGAUGGAAACUUGUUGGGCUUCUGAACCGGGGGAGAGGCCAUCUUUCUCUGAGAUUUCUCAGAGGCUGAGGAAAAUGUCCGCUGCAAUCAACGUGAAGUGAUUCAUAUCCCGAAUCACUGAAAUCUUUGGUACAUGCCAUGUAUAUCUACCUGAUUGAUGACGAAAAAGGAAAAACAAUGUAUAUAGGUCCGCGCAGUGUCAAGGUCACUUACUAUUUUAAGAAGUACACAGGCUUAUAGUUACAAUAUAUUAUGUCUGCAGCUAAGUGUAGUAGUGUACUGCUAAGUGAUCCUUUGUACCACAGCUAUACGAGGUGUAUUUUCUCUUGCUAGAUUUUUCCAUAAAUUAUCCAACCGAGAUUGGAAUAGACAGUAGACAACUAUACACAGAGGAGAGCUCCGAAUGCUUAUAAUAGAAUGUUCCUACUGUUUCUGUUGCGAAUGGAGCAGUUGUAUAAAACUUUUAGAUGCUGGUGAUUUCUAUCUACCGAUUGGCGCUGUAGAAUUACUGGUAUGCAAGGUGUAAUUACAAACUUGUGGUUACAGUGUUUUGAAGUUCUAUUUUAAAUUGCAAUAAUGCAUUAGGUUAUGCAUUUAGGGUACUCUGCUUAGAACUCGGAACCCCAAAUUUUGUUAUGAUUUCCUUUCUUUUUUUUGGUCUUCUGGUAUAUGUUUAUGAAACAUAUACACAACGGAGGACAACUUAUUUUCCAUGUUGCGACUCAUUAUUUUUCAGGCAGAUGUAUAAAAGAGGAAUAAAAACGCUAAAAAACAGAAGAAAAAUACUACUAUUAUUUUGUAAGUAAUCGCAACUUUCCUCGGAGGUCCUGCCGCUGCAGGGACGCCUUCUGUGUGGUCUAGCUUUUUA
Molecule: messenger RNA, 4647 nt
Organism: Papaver somniferum (opium poppy)
Lineage: Eukaryota; Viridiplantae; Streptophyta; Magnoliopsida; Ranunculales; Papaveraceae
Exons: 9
Coding region: 386-3880 (1164 amino acids)
Biological process (GO): signal transduction; protein phosphorylation
Cellular component (GO): cytoplasm
Molecular function (GO): ATP binding; protein binding; protein kinase activity
Source: RefSeq, a predicted model, not a curated record